AUUUCACUUAUCAGCGAGGAAACUUCAAAAUCUAUUCGUCCACCAACUGUAAGCUGACGGUCCACCCCCUCCCCUCCUCUGAUGCUGCGGAGCGAAACUCUUGGCUCUCGUAUCGAUCACUGCACAUGUCAUAAAACAGAAGGAAGUGAACUGGUGCUCUGAGACAGAUCUUGAAAUACACAGUCGACUCUGUUAAAACCAACAUUAACGUUAUGCCUAUCCGGGUAGUAGUACAAGGUCCUGGACCCUGGGGAUUCAGGUUGGUUGGGGGAAAGGACUUCGACCAGCCACUAACUAUUUCCCGGGUCACCCCUGGGAGUAAAGCUGCCCAGGCCAACCUGUCCAUAGGAGACAUGAUCUUGGCUAUCGACGGGGAACCGACAGAGCACAUGACUCACUUGGAAGCGCAGAACAAGAUCAAGGGAUGCAUAGAGGAAAUGGUGCUCUCCGUAGACAGGUCCGAAACUAAACUGUGGUCGCCACUUUCAUCUGAGGAAGGGAGGACACAUCCGUACAAGAUGAAUCUUGCAUCAGAGCCAAAGGAGGUUAAACACAUAGGCUCGUCCCACAACAGAAGUGCUCUGCCGUUCUCUGGUUUUGGCUCCAAAGUUGUGACCAACCAGUACAACAGCCCAUCGGGUCUCUACUCUUCAGAGAACAUCAAGGACUUCAACUCGGCUGUGGACGAAGUUAAAACCAUAGCUACAGCUAAUGAGUCCAACAACAAAGCUCCGUCAGAUCCAUCGCAGACGGGCAAGCGGCCGCCUGUCGCAGCAGAUUCAGAGGUUUACAAGAUGCUGCAGGAGAACCAAGUGUCUGAUGAGCCUCCGCGACAGUCGGCUUCAUUCAAAGUGCUUCAGGAGAUCCUUGAGACAGGUGACCCUGAUAAACCAUCAGGGUUCAGGAGUGUGAGAGCACCCGCGACAAAGAUUGGAUCAUCAGUGGGAAACACAGAGAAGUUACCUUCCUGUGACAAAUGCGGAUCCGGGAUUGUGGGGAUGGUGGUAAAGCUGAGGGACAAGUUCCGUCACCCCGAGUGCUACACCUGUACAGACUGCGACAUCAACCUAAAACAGAAGGGACAUUUCUUUGUGGAGGACCAGAUUUAUUGUGAGAAGCACGCACGCGAGCGAAUGACCCCGCCUGAGGGCUACGACGUUGUCACCGUCUUCCCCAAGUAGAGCGCUCACUAAACUCCGCCUCGGACUGCACGCCAUUUAAAUAAUCCAAGACGUUACAACACUUAGCUCAUGCUACUCCUAAUACUAUAAAAUGGUCUUCUCUCACAUUAUGCUUCAGGGCAGUCACUGGUAGGCAGGACAGUAAAGAAUUACAUCUUUGAAAAUGUUGAUUUGCACAUUGACUUUGGCAUCUACGAAAGGAAAAUCUAUGAAUACAAUGAGAUGAUGGCAUUCAUUUUUUUCUCUCCCUUUAAAAAAUGUUCAUUUGAAAGACAGCCACUGUGUUUAAGUAAUAUUUGUCUUCCUACAUGUUCAGUAUGUUCUUUUGAAUCAUGGAAACAAUGUUUUCUACAGUUUUAUUAAAUAAAUAGACUUUUAUGCAGCAAAAACACAUUUGAAUACCAUUACCAAAUAAAUAUGUUUAGCUUAAUCCAA
This is a messenger RNA of Sander lucioperca (pikeperch), 1616 nucleotides long. It is a transcript of the gene pdlim1, whose product is annotated as PDZ and LIM domain 1 (elfin). Lineage: Eukaryota; Metazoa; Chordata; Actinopteri; Perciformes; Percidae. The coding region runs from base 213 to 1181 and encodes 322 amino acids. Gene Ontology annotation, molecular function: muscle alpha-actinin binding; actin binding. The record is from RefSeq and is a predicted model, not a curated record. Gene Ontology annotation, cellular component: adherens junction; Z disc; stress fiber. The transcript is spliced from 7 exons. Gene Ontology annotation, biological process: muscle structure development; actin cytoskeleton organization; heart development.